This is a messenger RNA of Saccharomyces cerevisiae S288C, 2064 nucleotides long. It is a transcript of the gene YEL1, whose product is annotated as Arf family guanine nucleotide exchange factor YEL1. Gene Ontology annotation, cellular component: cellular bud tip; plasma membrane; cytoplasm. Gene Ontology annotation, molecular function: guanyl-nucleotide exchange factor activity. Lineage: Eukaryota; Fungi; Ascomycota; Saccharomycetes; Saccharomycetales; Saccharomycetaceae. The transcript has a single exon. The record is from RefSeq and is marked reviewed. Gene Ontology annotation, biological process: regulation of ARF protein signal transduction. The coding region runs from base 1 to 2064 and encodes 687 amino acids.
AUGUGCGCCAGUUUAAACGAGGUAAAAAAGAAUGACACCUAUGGGGUCUCACAAAAGGGCUACAAUGACAAUUUCAGUGAAAGUGAGGGCGUCCUUCAUGGUAGUAAGUCGAUGCCCACUAGCAUGAAAAAUAUGCUACAGUCUCCCACGAUGGUCAACAUGUGUGAUAUUUUACAAAACAAGGAAGCUGCUAAUGACGAAAAACCUGUGAUACCUACUACGGAUACCGCCACUGCGGGGACUGGUACUGAAGAUAUUAGCUCCACUCAAUCCGAGGAAACUGAUCAGAAUAGUCAUCUUAUUGCCUCAGAGAUCUUGGAAGGCACUUUCAAAGAUGUAUCUUACAAGGAAUAUGCAAAUUUCUUGGGAAACGAUAACAAUAAUCAAGUCUUGACUGAGUUUGUAAAGUUAUUGAGUCCUUUGCCGUCGUCACUAUUAGAAACGCUUUUCAAUUUAUCGAAAAGUAUAUAUUUCAUUGCAGAAGCGCAAAAUAUCGACCGGAUACUAGAGUGCUUGAGCAUAGAAUGGAUAGCUUGCCACCCGAACACACAUUGGAAGUCAGGCUAUAAGUCAUGUCAUAUAGUCUUAUUUUCCCUGUUGAUCCUUAAUUCGGAUUUGCACAACAACUUUCAAGUUGACCAUAAAAAGAUUAAGUUUUCCAUGGUUGCAUUUAUCAACAAUACACUGAGGGCACUAAGAGAGGAAAAUGAAUACGAAGAAUUGAAAAUAUACUCCCGCGAACAUUUGAUCAUCGAAGAACUUUCCGAAUACUAUAAAACGUUAAAUGAAACGCCUUUACCGUUAUGCACAGAAUCUAGAACAUCAAUAAAUAUAUCAGAUAACCAAUCUUCCUUGAAAAGGUUCUCUACUCUAGGAUCACGGGAAUUUAGUACAUCAAAUUUACGUAGUGUUAACUCUAAUUCUACUACACUAUAUUCAAGAGAUGGUCAAGUAUCUGUACGAGAAAUGAGCGCAAAAUCAAAUAAAAACUUUCACAAUAAUCACCCCAUGGAUGCACUCUACCUUAAAGAGUCUUUUGAUGACGGUUUAAUUACCGAAAACGGCUCCAGUUGGUUCAUGGACGAUUUAAUUCUUAUAAGCAAGAAAUCUUUACCACGUAAAUAUUCUAAAAGAGACAAAGAUCAAGUGGCGGCACCAAAAAUGACCUCUAAGAGAAACAAAUCGUUCUUCGGAUGGCUAAAACCAUCUAAAACGACUACACUUAUUGAGCACACAUCUAGAAGGACUUCUUUAUCGUAUUUGAAUAAGGAUUCUGAAUGGGAGAGGGUGAAAAUACAGGUCAAGGAGGGCAGAAUUUUUAUUUUCAAAAUUAAACCAGAUGUUAAGGAUAUCAUCCAAUCAAGUGAAACAGACAGUGCUACCAUCGACUAUUUCAAAGAUAUCAGUAGCUCUUAUUUUGCUUACUCACUGCUUGAAGCUGAAGCACAUGUCGUGCAAGAUAAUAUAAUUAUAGGUAGUGGAGCAAUGAAAUCAAAUGUGUGUAACAAAAACACCAAGAGGAAAAGUGGCAACUUUACCGUUAGUUUUCCAGAGAAUAUCAACGGACCAAAGCUUGUUCUGGAGUUCCAGACGAGAAGUGUUGAAGAAGCCCACAAGUUUAUGGACUGUAUCAACUUCUGGGCAGGUAGGAUUUCUCCAGUUCCUUUAACACAAUUCGAAGCCGUAUCUAACGCAGAAUAUGGAUGGAGUGACAAGAUCUUGACAGAGCACGCUUCCCUCAAUCUUAAAAAUAUUGUUGUAAGUGAAUGGAAGCCACUAUUGGGGCUAGAGCUACUAUACGAAGAUGCGAAAGAUGUAGAGAUGGUCGAACUAAAAGAAAGGCUAAAGGAAUUGAUGAACUUCACCAGACAGCUUGGUAUAUGGAUAGAUAAACAUAACGAAAUAAAGGAUAAGCUGGUCGAAAUUUGGAGCUUUGACGAUAACUAUUUUGAAGCAGUCAUGAAUAAUUGGAAUUCGAGAUAUUUGUAUAUGAAUAAUCAAUAUAAGAAACGACUGAGCUACUUGAAAGCUUUGCAAAAAGCCAUGGGUUCUGUUCAGUUCUAA